Messenger RNA from Rhagoletis zephyria (snowberry fruit fly), 733 nucleotides. RefSeq names its product protein late bloomer-like. Lineage: Eukaryota; Metazoa; Arthropoda; Insecta; Diptera; Tephritidae. The record is from RefSeq and is a predicted model, not a curated record. Gene Ontology annotation, cellular component: membrane.
UAUGCUGUGAUUUUAGUUAUUCUACUGGUAAUACAAAUAUUCCUUGUAAGCAUCAGUUAUACUGCGGCUAGUGGAAGUCUCUCAAGUGGGCUGCAACGAGGAUUCGACGAACUUUGGGAUAAAGGUUACACAAACAUCAAUACAACGCUAUCCUUCUAUGAAGAGUGGCUUCACUGUUGUGGAAAAAAUAGCGCCAAUGACUACUUUCAAAUGGAUAAAGUUCCGCCGGCGAGCUGCUGUCGCUAUCAGGAUUGCAGGAAUGUACUAAAUCUCUAUGUGGAAGGUUGUGAGCAGAAAUUUGGCGAAUACGUGCGUGAGAAGACGAAUAGUUUCAAUAUAGUCAGCUGGUGUUUGAUACUGACGGAGUUUAUUGGCUCUGUAUUUGCUUGCAUUUUGGUUGAUAGCAUCAGAAAUUAUCGCGAUCGCAUACGUUUUUAUAAUUGAAAUGGCAACAAUUGAAUUCCUCUCUUCAAAAAAUGCACAUACAUACCUCGUUCCUUCACACAGCAUAGUAUUGUUAAUCUAAUGAUCGAAAAUCCGAAAAAAUUGUUGACUCAAUACGUUAAUUAUAAUAAUUAGUAAAAUAUCUAUUGUAUUUUUAGUUUAUUAUUUAACUGAAGUUACAUUAUUGUUUUAAACUUAGCUAAAAUUUUAUAUAAAUAAUUGUUGUUUAGUUGUAAGUUACUAAAUUGUAUGUUAACCUCGAAGAAAAAUAAACCUAAAUUCAAUUAUG